CCGGAGCAGCCAGCGAGCGCGUAGCGGCUCCGCAGCGGGGUGCGCCCAAAUCCCGGGGUGGGCGGGGCUGGUCGCCGCGGAAAGGGAGGUGCCACCGAGCACCCGACGGGGCUAACCCACCGGGAGCACCGAGCUCGCCCAGCGAAGGCAGGCCGAGGUCGCUCCCUCCAGCUCAGUGAGUCAGCACUAGGCAGAACCAGAAUCAACAGGACCUUUGCCCCUUGCCCGCUCCAAAGAUUGUCCAGCACACCCUCUGCCAAGGAUGUCUGUCCAGAACCCUGGCAACAUGGGUGCUCUGGGCCGGCGGGGAGUCAUCGCCCUCACCUAUGUGCUGGCCACCCUGGAGCUCACUUGCCUCUUCAUGCAGUUCUCCAUUAUACCAUAUCUGUCUCGGACACUGGGCCUAGAUUCCAUCACCUUUGGCUACCUGCAGACGACCUUUGGUUUGCUUCAGCUGCUGGGUGGACCUGUGUUUGGCAGGUUCGCAGACCAGCGUGGGGCUCGGGUGGCGCUCUCCCUCUCCUUCCUGGCGGCCUCAGCACUCUACCUGCUGCUGGCGGCCUCCUGCAGCCCUGCCCUGCCCGGCCCCCUCCUGCUGUUCGCUUCACGUCUGCCCGCAGCACUCAUGCACACACUUCCAGCUGCCCAGAUGGUCAUCACCGACCUGACUGGGCCCACGGAGCGGCCCAAGGCCCUGGGCCGGCUGGGCCUCUGCUUCGGUGUGGCCAUGAUCUUUGGCUCCCUGCUUGGCGGGACCCUUAGUACUGCUUAUGGGAUCCAGUGUCCUGCCAUUGUGGCUCUCAUAACCACCCUCCUAGGAGCCGGCCUCAGCGUCACCUGUAUCCCCGCUAACACCAAGGAAACCAGUGUCACUGCGCAGUCCACCCCUCAGGGUGGAGCCAAGGCCAGUGUAUUUGACCUGAAGGCCAUCACUCGCCUACUCCUGCUGCCCGAAGUGCUGCCCAUAUUCCUGGUCAAGGUGAUCUCUGGCUUUCCUUCUGGGCUCUUCAUAGUCAUGUUCUCCAUCAUCUCCAUGGACUUCUUCCAGCUGGAGGCCGCACAGGCUGGCUACCUCAUGUCCUUCUCCGGGGUCCUUCAGAUGGUGGUCCAGGGCCUGGUCAUCGGGAGACUGAGCAUCCGCUUCUCUGAAGAAGCCUUACUUCGGGCCAGUGUGGUGGCCUUCACUGUGGUGGGGCUGGGCAUGGCUCUGAUGUCCAACGUUCUUCACUUCUGUUUCCUGAUGCCCGGCCUAAUGUUCAGUCUCUGCACCCUCAACGUGGUCACCGAUAGCAUGUUGACCAAGGCCGUGUCGGCUUCAGACACCGGGACCAUGCUGGGCCUCUGUGCCUCUGUGCUUCCACUGACCCGCACUGUGGGCCCCACCCUGGGUGGCCUCCUGUACCACCACUUUGGCGUCUCUGUCUUCGGCUCCAUACAGCUUGGGGUGAACUUGCUGGUCCUCCUGGUCCUCUGGAGGAAGCCAUUGUCCAAGAAGGAAAACAAAGCCCAGUGA
Messenger RNA from Nannospalax galili (Upper Galilee mountains blind mole rat), 1513 nucleotides. It is a transcript of the gene Slc67a1, whose product is annotated as solute carrier family 22 member 18. The record is from RefSeq and is a predicted model, not a curated record. Gene Ontology annotation, biological process: transmembrane transport. Gene Ontology annotation, molecular function: transmembrane transporter activity. The coding region runs from base 263 to 1513 and encodes 416 amino acids. The transcript is spliced from 11 exons. NCBI's taxonomy places the organism in Eukaryota, Metazoa, Chordata, Mammalia, Rodentia, Spalacidae.